Dentiscutata erythropus is the source of this 1545-nucleotide messenger RNA. Lineage: Eukaryota; Fungi; Glomeromycota; Glomeromycetes; Diversisporales; Gigasporaceae. The record is from the annotation of a GenBank genome assembly.
AUGUCUAGAAAAGAUAGGCAAAAAGAAAAAGAUUAUGAAGAACUUUUUGGCGAUGGUUCGGCAGAACUUUCUGAUGUCGCAGAUUUUUUGUCAGACUUUGAUGAAGAAUUUUCAGAUAAUGAAAGACCAGUUACCAAUCAAACAUUGAAAAAAAAGUCACAAACAUAUAGGGAAAGAAGUUCCUCACCUGUACCUUCACCUUCACCCUAUAGGCAAGAUGAGCGUUCAACUCCAGAAGGCGAUCGAGAUGAAGAUGAGGAAUUGUAUUCAAAAAUGAUGGUUGAGAAAUUAUUUGACGAAUUAAUGCCAAAGAAGAAAGGUAGAUCUAAAUCAAAAGGAAUUGACAUUGAAAAGGAAUAUGAUGCUACGGCAGACAGAUUAUACAGAAGAAUGAUGAAACUUGCGGAUGAUGAUGUAAACAAUUGCCAAAAUAGAAAACCUGCAAGUAGAAAACUAGAUAAUCUUGAGAUUGUAGUGCGAGAAUUAUCCAAGACUUAUAUGUUGGAUGCGUUAUUAGAGAAUAACAUCUUAGAUGCUAUUAGAUAUUGGUUAGAACCUCUCCCUGAUAGAUCAUUACCAAGCAUAACACUUCAAGAACAAUUAUUGACUGUAUUAGAUAAAUAUCCAAUCAAUAUUGAUCAUCUCCUUACUAGCAAAAUUGGAAGAAUUGUAUUUUUUUAUCAAGAAUCACCGCGUAGCACAGAGCAUAUUAAAAAAAUGGCUACUAAUCUAGUUAAUAAAUGGGGUCAACCAAUCCUCGGAAUUUCUGUUAACUACAAAGACAGACAAUUGCCACGUGUUGAAUAUGAUCCCGAACAGAUGAGAGUACCGAUGCAUCAUAAUUCUAUGGAAAGUACUGAAGACCGCCAACCAUUACAAUCCACAUCUUCAUUAGUUCGUGCUCGUAUUCCUCAACCUGCAGCAUUUGAUUAUGAUGUUCUACCACAGUCAAGAAUUCAAAUAGGACAAGGAACUUCCCUGACAUAUAAUGUAGCAGCUCAUGAAAGAGCCUGUUUUUAUGCUUGGGCAGACAAACCGGGUGAAAAAGUUGCCUUUUAUUUUGCGGUACAAUCUGGUGGUUCCUUUGACAUAGACUACGUAGUAACUGACCCACGUGGUAAAGCAGUAAUUAGUGGUGAACGAGAACGUCAAGGAGAUUUUGUAUUCACAGCAAAUUUUGUUGGAGAAUAUUCUUUCUGUUUUGCAAAUGAUAUGUCAACAUUUGCAGAAAAACUUGUAGAUUUUGAGAUUACCAUUGAAAAUGAACCACGAGCUGAAUUACCACCAUCGAAAGGAAUUACACCCGAUCAAACAAGUAGUAUGGAAGAAAGCUGUUUAAGGCUUAGCAGUAGUUUGAGUACUAUAUCUAGAACUCAAAAAUAUUUUAGGACAAGAGAAAAUAGAAAUUUCUCUACUGUUAAAAGUACUGAGAAUAGAAUUUUAUGGUUUGCUUUGUUGGAGAGUGCGGUGAUCGUUACAAUGGCUGCUAUACAAGUUUUUACAGUGAAAUCUUUCUUUACUACUACUAAGCGUGGUCAUGUGUAG